This is a messenger RNA of Iphiclides podalirius (scarce swallowtail), 2544 nucleotides long. The record is from the annotation of a GenBank genome assembly. Lineage: Eukaryota; Metazoa; Arthropoda; Insecta; Lepidoptera; Papilionidae.
AUGAGUCGAACUCCCAUCGCCGUAUGCGUUCGUGGGUGGCCAAACGGUGUUGCGUUGAAGCGCUUAGGUAAACAGCUCGCGCUCGAAUGCGCCGUGAUGUUGGCCGGUGAUGCAAUCGCGCCCAUUUCGGGCGAACCGCGUGAUGUAUGCGAACCGAGGUGGUUUUACGCUUAUCUCUUACCAAGCAAGGUGGUGUGCGGCGCGUGCGGCGGCAAGUGCAGCGGCGAGGUGCUGCGCGUCACCGACAAGUACUUCCACACCGCCUGCUUCACGUGCCGCACCUGCUCCGCCUCAUUGGCGCGCGGCGGCUUCUUCUGCAAGGACGGACACUACUACUGCCCGCAGGACUACCAGCGCGCGUUCGGCACGCGAUGCGCGGCCUGCAACCAGUACGUGGAGGGCGAGGUGGUCUCCGCCCUUGGCAACACCUACCACCAGAAGUGCUUCACCUGCGCGCGAUGCAAGCGCGCCUUCCCCUCGGGCGAGAAGGUGACGUACACUGGGUCGGAGGUGAUAUGCGGCGAGUGCGCGGCGCCGCAGCGGCACACCGCGCGCGCGGCCCGCUCCCCGGACGCCGCCUCGCCCGCGCCCCCCGCCGCCCCCGCGAGCCCCCCCACGCCCGGCUCCCCCUCCUCCCCCGCCUCCGCCUCCUCGCCCGCCUCCCCGGACAGGGACGACGUCGACCGGCGGCAACCAGACCCCAACGAUUGCGCGGGCUGCGGACAAGAGCUCUCUGAGGGCCAGGCUUUAGUAGCGUUAGAUAGGCAGUGGCACACGUGGUGCUUCGCGUGCGGCGAGUGCGGCGGCGUGCUGCGCGGCGAGUACAUGGGCCGCGGCGGGGUGCCGUACUGCGAGCGCGACUACCAGCGGCUGUACGGCGUGCGCUGCGCCUACUGCCGCCGCUACAUCUCCGGCAAGGUGCUGCAGGCGGGCGACAACCACCACUUCCACCCCACGUGCGCGCGCUGCACCAAGUGCGGCGACCCCUUCGGCGACGGCGAGGAGAUGUUCCUGCAGGGCGCCGCCAUCUGGCACCCGCGCUGCGGCCCCGCGCCCCACGACCCGCUCGCCGUCGAGCGCGCCUGCUCCGAGCUGCAGUUCUCGCUGCGAUCGCGAACGCCCAGCGUCAACGGCUCCUACUGCAGCCCCUACAGUAGCUUGACCCGCAAGUACGGGUACCGCGGCAUGUCGCCGGGGCUGGUGCUGCGCGGCGAGCGGGGCGAGAGGUCGGGCGGCUCCUCGCCGCACCGCAUCACCACCUACUCGUACCUGGCCAGCGAGCCGGCCACGCUGCGCCGCUGCGUGCAGCCCUACGACCGACCGCCCACCUCGCCACACUUCCACCGCCCGCCAUCUUCGGCCAGCACGCGCGCCAGCUCGCGGCCGGGCAGCAAGGCGUCCUCGCGGCCCGGCAUGCGCGCGCUCGUCGACUCCAUGCGCAGCGAGACGCCGCGCCCCAAGUCGCCCCGCAUGAACAACGAGGAGCCGAUCGAGCUAUCGCACUACCCGUCGGCGUACAAGCCUCCGCCCGGAACGAAACCGAAGAUAGAACGAGACGACUUCCCCGCCCCGCCCUACCCGUACACGGAUCCGGAGCGGCGCCGGCGCUGGUCGGACACGUACAAGGGCGUGGCGGACAGCGACGAGGAGGAGGCGAGGCCCAACGGCAAGCUGAACGGCGUCGACGACAAGCUGCGCCGCGAGGAGAACGAGCUGGCCAAGAUCGAGACUGGAAUAGCGCAGGUGUUCUUGAAGGAGGUUAAGGAGCGCGAGAAACUGCAGCAGUGGAAGAAGCAGAAUCUGGACCCCAGGAACGCGAGCAGGACGCCGUCGGCCGCGCGCGAGGCGGCGCCGCGGCUGCGCUACUCGUCGCCGGUGGGCGCCUCGCCCUCGCGCCACCUCGACCACCGCGACCACCGCGACCACCGCGACUCGCGCGCCUCCGCCGACCCGCACCUGCCCUCCUACAACGUGGUGUCGUCGCUGCGCUCUGCGCCGCGUCCCGGCUACGGGCUGGCCGCCAGGUCACACACAUUCUCCUCCAGUACGGCGGGUGACUUCACGUUCAGCGGGAUGGGCGAUAAGACGCACAGCACCGACUUCAGCAGCGGCAAGUCAGACAUGCGGACGGACCUCUGCAUAUCUGCCGGCUCCAUCACAGAUGUUGAUAGAAGUGCUGUGAGCACCGAGGGCGGCGUGGUGGUGCGCGGCGGCAGCGCCGUGGGCGGCGUGGUGGGCAGCGUGGGCGGCGUGGGCGUGGGGGUGGGCGUGGGCGUGGGCGGCGUGGGCCCGCGCGGCGGCGGCGUGCGGCGCUCGCUGCCCAACAUGGCCACCUCGCACCUGAUGCACGAGCCCGCCAAGCUGUACCCCUACCACCUGCUGCUCAUCACCAACUACCGGCUGCCGCCUGACGUGGACCGCCUCAACCUGGAGCGCCACCUGUCGGACGCGGAGUUCGAGGCCAUCCUGCAGGUGGCGCGCGCCGACUUCUACCGGCUGCCGCAGUGGCGCCGCAACGAGCUCAAGAGGCGCGCGCGCCUCUUC